AUGGGACUCGAGGAGACACAAAGCGAGAGACAAGACGCGACGCGUCCCAACGAAACGAAAGGAGUCCUCAUGCAAAACUCGCUGCUGAUGAAGACCGUCCUCGAUGGCGAAGGGUAUCCGGCGGGUGGGGGGAGUGAGUCUCCGGGGCACAAGCUCAAGGGUUCCGUCAUGGAGAUCGCCAGGUCCUGGGAACUGCAGCAGCCUGUGGCGCACAUCGAUUCGCUGUAUUUCCGGGACAAAACGCGCCAGAUCGACUACAUCAUCACCUACAUGGAUGAUAAGGACGAUGAAGAUGAUAUGAAGCAGAAUAUGAAGAAGCGAGAGAGUUUCCAGCAUCAACUCGAGGAAGAAGGACUGGAGUUGGAGCUCGAACAUAAGGCGCUCGAGGUGAGGCAGAAGACACGGAAAUCCUUUUACCGCCGGCUCACAUCGGUCUUCGAUUACGAUCACUCCAUCAUCCCCAGCGAGCCGGAACACUUCUCGGCUGGGCUGCAGAACGACAAAGAUCUGUUCCUGAAGAAGGUGCGGGACGAGGAAUUCUCUCAAUCCCAGAGGAACUACAUCGUGUACGAGCUCCUGCGCCGCACUCAAUACGACGACGGCGACGAGACCAAGUUCGGCAUCCAGCGACUCAUCAGCGACGGAGCGUACGAAUCCUGCUUCCCCCUGCACGACGGCCGAUACGACGUGGAUCCCCACGACGGAACGCUCAGCACUCGACGGCUGUUGUACAAGGAAUGGGCUCGUCCUGGCCGUUGGUACAAGCGCCAGCCGUUGUGGCUGAUCCGCAAUUACUUCGGUCCCGAAGUCGGUCUCUACUUCACCUGGCUGGGCUUCUACACCAGUAUGCUCUUCCCGGCAGCAGCCAUGGGUCUCAUCUGCUUUAUCUACGGCAUCCUCAGCCUCAAGGAUAACAUUCCCAGCUUCGACAUCUGCAACAAGAAUACAACUGGGAAUUACACCAUGUGCCCGCUGUGCGAUCACGUAUGCGAUUUUUGGAAGCUGAGCGAUAGCUGCAACACCUCCAAAUUCGCGUUCCUCUUUGACAACGCUGCCACUGUGGUGCUCGCCGUUUUCAUGGCAUUCUGGGGUGACUGCCACGCGAUGUUUACGCUCGUUGUCAUGGCAGCCACGCUAUUCCUGGAGCUCUGGGAGCGGAAGCAAGCCGUUGUCGCAUGGGAAUGGGAUCUUGAAGGCUUCGAGGAGGAAGAGGAACCCAGACCAGAAUAUGAAGCCAAGGUGAAGACGACUCGAUUGAACCCAGUGACGCUGCAACACGAGCCGUAUGUCUCAAGGUACAGCAGAUGCAUGCGACUCUUCACCGUCUCCUCUUUCAUCCUUUUUCUGGCUUCUUUGAGGGUCGAAUGGGUGUUAUUUGAGCAGUUGUUCCUGGUGCUGGCGGCCGUGUUUGGAGUGAUCGUGUAUCGCCUGACCAUAAUCGCCGUCCUGAAUUCGAGCCAAGUCGGCUUGUUCAAGUCGAACGCCAAGACUGUCGCUUCCGUUACGGCUGCCAUUAUGAACCUGAUUGUCAUCAUCUUCUUCAACUGGGUCCGUACCCUUUUGGCUUUCAAAAGCGUGGCAGUCGUAUUCGCAUCCCUUUUAUACAAUAAAGUAGCGGAAUUCCUGACAAACAUGGAGCUGCCUCGGACACAGACGGACUAUGAGGACUCCUACACCUUCAAGAUGUUUGUCUUCAAGUUCAUCAAUUUCUACUCUUCUCUAUUCUACAUUGCGUUCUUCAAGGCAAGACAGAGUGUCGUCAUGGCUGUACAUUCCUUUCAGGGUCGUUUCUACGGGCACCCGGGGGAUAAAGAGGCACGCGAUUCUUUCAGAUACGACCUCUGCGACCCAGCCGGAUGCCUCUAUGAGCUGUGCAUCCAGCUCUGUAUCAUCAUGGUUGGGAAGCAGGCUCUCAACAACUUCACAGAAUUGGCUCUCCCCGUAACGCAGCAGACCCUGAAACCAGUGAUCCAGUUCGGGUUUGUGACUCUGUUUGUGGCGGCAUUUCCACUGGCCCCACUCUUUGCCCUGCUCAACAACUUGGUGGAGCUACGCCUGGACGCGUAUAACUUCGUCUGCAAUGAGAGACGCGUCACGUCGAAGCGCGUCCAAGACAUCGGCGCCUGGUCUGGCAUCCUCAAGGCCGUCACCUACAUUGCAGUUAUUUGUAAUGCAUUUGUGAUUGCAUACACAACGGACUUCAUUCCCCGCAUGGUGUAUCAGCUCAGCCAUUCCUCGAACAAGUCCCUCGUAGGAUUCGUAGACGCUUCUCUUUCAGUGUUCAACACCUCGGAUUUCCAACAGGACUUUCUGCCCGAUGAGUACAGAUACAACCGUAGUAAUAUUCCACCGACAUGUCGCUAUCCCGGAUACCGCGAACCUCCCAAUUCUCAGAAUCCCUAUGGCUACUCGGAGUUUUACUGGCACAUCUUGGCGGCUCGACUCAUCUUUGUAGUCGUCUUUGAGUUAUAUUCAAAUUAUAUUCAAACAGGCAUGAGUACUAUGGCUGGAACUGAGAACACUCGAUGCCGCUAA
This is a messenger RNA of Darwinula stevensoni, 2535 nucleotides long. NCBI's taxonomy places the organism in Eukaryota, Metazoa, Arthropoda, Ostracoda, Podocopida, Darwinulidae. The record is from the annotation of a GenBank genome assembly.